AAUUUCAGUUUAAAGGGUAAAACAUUGUACUUUCAGAAAAGUCCAGGGGGGACAUGUUAUUUAGCCUAGUUAUUAUUAUUCCCUGUGUUCGGUUAGUUUUGUCAUUAGAAACCCUAAUACAGUAUCUGACCCCUCCAUAGGAAAAGUUUUACAUUUUUGCAGGAUCAUCGUAAACAAUGGCAGAGCGAGAGACUGUCCACAACGGCGUUGCAUCAACUGAGACAGAGAAUCAGACGGCGGAGAGUUUCUACGAUCUGGAUCAAGAAAACCAAAUAGCUGAACUGACGAGAAAGACGGAAGUGCUUGAAGAAGAGAACCGAGAAAUGAAGGAGAAUAUUAAGAACCUAACGAUUGAAAUUGAAGGAUCUGAAGAGGAUAAGAAAGUUUUCGAAUCAAUUGCUGCUCGAGCUUUUGAAUUGGAAACUGAGGUUUCGAGACUCCAACAUGACCUGAUAACGGCGAUGAGCGCAGGGGAUGAAGCGAUUGCUGAGGUGGCUGAGUUAAAGACGAAUUUAAGAGAGAAAGUAGUGAAAUUGGAGGGAUUAGAGAAAGAAAUUGAUGGGUUAAAGAGUGAGAAAGCUGAUAGUGAGAAGAAAGUGAGGGAGUUGGAAAGAAAAAUUGGGACUUUGGAAGUGAGGGAAUUGGAAGAGAAGAGCAAAAGGGUAAGAGUUGAAGAGGAAUUGAGGGAGAAAAUAGAUGAAAAAGAGAGUGAAAUUAGUGGGUUUAAGAAGAAAGUUAAGGAUUUGGAGUCUGAAUUGGAUAAGUGGAAGGUUGAGAAGAAGUCAGUGGAGGGAAGUUUGAAGGAAUCAGUAAGCAAAUCUAAGGAAAUGGAGGUCAAGAUUUCUGAAUUGGAGAAAGAGAUAGAGAAGGCGAAGGCGGUGAUUAGUGGACUCAAGGAGAAGACAUUGGAUGGUUUUAAUGGGAAUGUGAGGGAUUUUAAACCCUCUGUUGAUGAUGGACGGAAGAGUUUAAACUUGCAAUGGCCGAUUGUGGCUGCGACUGCUUCUGUUCUUGCCGUUGCUGUGGUUGGUGUUUGCUAUGCGAGGCGGAGGUGAUUGGAUACUUGGGUCACGAGUAUGCUAUAAACCUUUCAAUUUUGAUAAAUAAAAUUUAUGCUUUUUUGGCUUGGCAAUA
This is a messenger RNA of Mangifera indica (mango), 1134 nucleotides long. RefSeq names its product peroxisomal and mitochondrial division factor 1-like. The coding region runs from base 177 to 1055 and encodes 292 amino acids. The transcript has 2 exons. The record is from RefSeq and is a predicted model, not a curated record. Lineage: Eukaryota; Viridiplantae; Streptophyta; Magnoliopsida; Sapindales; Anacardiaceae.